Molecule: messenger RNA, 297 nt
Organism: Gryllus bimaculatus (two-spotted cricket)
Lineage: Eukaryota; Metazoa; Arthropoda; Insecta; Orthoptera; Gryllidae
Source: the annotation of a GenBank genome assembly
AUGUGUCCCGUCGCGUGCUCCCGCAGCAGCCUGAGCGGCGGCGGCGGCGGCGGCGUGGGCGUCGACGCGGCGUCGGCGGCCGCGGCGGCGUUGGCGGCCAUGGACGGGGCCGCGGCGCUGUCGCACGCGCUCGCCGGGCCCGACAGCGUGGCCGAGAAGGAGCGCCGCCUCUCGGAGAUGAUCUUCCAGCUGCAGCUGGCUCGCGAUCAGCUGCUCUCUUCGCAGGAGAUCGGCAAGAUUUUACCUCCUAAUCAAGAUCAUUCAGAUCGUAGUCCCAGCUUUCAUUGUUCGAUUUAG